AUGAGCGAGGAGGCCUUGAGCGAACUUCAUCCUCUCCUCCAGGAUGACGACUUCGACUCCAUACCAGUCUAUCCGAUAAUUCAUAUGAUACGCCAGCAUUUCAUAGAUACUCCGCUCUCGUAUGAUGCCUUGUGCGCACCCGACCUCACUUACACCUUAAUCAAGCCCUUGGAAGACAAGUAUGCAAAUAUUCAGCGCAAAGGAAACUACUCGGUCGUUUUCUGCUUCCUCCUGAACCGCGUCAAUUUCCUCCGCGACCAAAAUCUUGUUACCUCUUCCCUUUCACGUUCUCGAGCCGCUCUGUGCGAGCUAAUGGCUAAUAGACUUCUCCGACUAUAUGGUGAUAACACACUUGAACUUGCAUUCGUCACUACUACUAGCUGGCGAGUUUAUUCUGGUGCAGACGAAACACUCUUGAAACAGUUGCUCGAAGACCUUGAAAUUGACGACGUUGAGGAACGUGUUGGUAAUGCCAUUGAAAUGGCUAUUAUCGGAAAGGCAAAACGAUUUAUCAAAAGCACGGCAUGCCAGAGAGUAAUCGAUAGUAUCUGGACUGGCAAAUGCGUAUAUCAGGCUCAAAGCAGCCACUCUAUUCUGUCCGAUACAUACAAACAAACCCCAAUUCAUUUCUAUGAUCCACAUAAGGCACCCUUGCUGGAUCAUUAUCGCUUAAAAGUACCUGCUAUACGAUCCGUUCUGGAAUAUGUCAAUUUCUUGACACUCUUUAUCCUUUUCGUUCUUGUCUUGGAGUUCAACGAGCGUGACCAUUUGAACUGGAUAGAAAUCGUUUUCAUGAUUUACGCUUUGGGUUUCACGUUGGAGAAGGUCGCUGCCAUGCAAGAACACGGCCUGAAAGUUUAUUUCACUGGGACGUGGAACGGCUUUGAUCUUUGUCUAAUCACAAUAUUCGUAAGCUACGCAUCCCUGCGGCUCACAGGCUUUCGAUAUGGAAAUGCAUGGGCAAAGUCAAGUGGCAUAGACUGCCUAGCUCUUGCUGCGUGCCUUCUCUUUCCGAGGCUGGCAUUCGUAACACUUAAGAACAAUCUAAUGGUUCUGUCGUUACGGGCAAUGAUCAUGCAAUUUGUGGUCCUCAUGUUCAUUGCCGCCUUCUGCUUCGCGGGUUUCCUAUACGCCUUGUGGACACUUGCGAGAAACGAUGCAAGCUAUACUGCGGGUGACAUAUUCUGGUGGAUGGCUGACCUAUGGUUUGGCCUCGACGCGACGGGCUUCGCAUUAUCAUCAACGUUCCAUCCAUACUUUGGACCAGUCUUGAUGAUCUCAUACGCUUGCUUGAGCAACACGCUGCUUCUGACAGUGCUGGUAUCUAUUCUAUCGCAUACAUUCGCGAGUAUUAGCGAAGAUGCUGUUGCUGAGGCAAUGUUUCGCCGAGCGGUCCUUACAAUUGAAGGCGUAAAAGCAGACUACCUUUUCUCAUAUCAGCCACCAGUAAAUGUCAUCGCUCUUUGCAUCAUGCUUCCAGCAAGUUAUGUGCUAUCGCCAAGGUGGUUCCAUAAAGUCAAUGUGUUCAUGAUAAGGCUUACGAGCUUCCCACUUUUGUUGGUUAUAGCGUACUAUGAGCGCCAGGCAAAACAGGUCCAGGCUGCGAAUUUCUCCGAAGCUGUCUCUGCGACUGCAGAAAGGGUGAUGGAAACUCUACCGCGAAGUAUCAAGAGAAUGUCAUUCUUUGAGGGAUUCUUUGCAGGAAAAGCUUCAGAUAUUGACGUCAUUUUUGAUAUUGAGGAGGAGAUGAUGCAAGCAAACAACGAGAUAGCUCUGGAUACACAAGAAGCCGAGAGUGCGACUUCAUCAAAGCGUAAUGGAGCACUAUCACAACGGCGCGGUUCGACAGCAUCACGCAGGGUGUCUGCACAAAGCGCACGACCAAUGAAAAUAAUCCCCUCAAAUUCAUCUGCUUUAUCAAAUGCUAGCCAAGAUGGACAGGAAGCAGGGUCACCGCCAACUCCUACGAAGGGAUUCCGAAAACGUCUAGCUUCUGCGAUGCAACGAGGGACAGAAGCAGUGAAUACCUUCACGAGCCCACUCGCCCAGAUUUAUCAGCCGUUGGUAGUGGAUGACGACAUCGUGGAAGAAGAGAUGGCAUCCUCACCGUCACAGCCAGCUGCACCUCCUAUGAUGAGUUUCGCCCCAGGCGUACGACGGCGUCUCUCUUCUAUGCAUAGGUUUCCACCGGUGGCCCCUAUGGACGCACAAAGGCGCAUGAAUAGCUCGAGAGGCCAAAAUCGGGACGGGCAUCUCUUAGACGAUGUGAUGUCAGAAGAGAGUCCAAGUUCCAUGGAGAACCUCGUCCGCGAACAAGAAGAGCGUGCAAAGGAGGAGGAAGGCAUCACUCCUCCGGAACCAGCUAGUCAAGUCCUUGAAGGUGGUGGUGAAGCAACGCCAGGAGGAUUGGUCCCGCAAUUCGCUGAUCGACUGGCUAAAAUCGAAGAACGACAGAUGCGAUUAGAGGAAUUGAUUUUACAGUUAUCCGAGCACCUUCGUUCGGCGAAGUAACGAGAGUGAAAAUGGUGAUUCUUUUUUUAUGGUUAUAUUUCCGCUGUCUUGUCCGUUGCAUCUGCAUCUGUAUCGUACUAUCGUACCUCAUCAUACAUCACACUUCACAAAAUGUGAUCAUCUUCUUGAUAAUCAUACACGU
Fomitiporia mediterranea MF3/22 is the source of this 2653-nucleotide messenger RNA. RefSeq lists its product as uncharacterized. The record is from RefSeq and is a predicted model, not a curated record. NCBI's taxonomy places the organism in Eukaryota, Fungi, Basidiomycota, Agaricomycetes, Hymenochaetales, Hymenochaetaceae. The transcript is spliced from 23 exons. Bases 1 to 2511 code for a protein of 836 amino acids.